Messenger RNA from Geosmithia morbida, 2016 nucleotides. RefSeq names its product Glucoamylase (glucan-1,4-alpha-glucosidase), GH15 family. The coding region runs from base 1 to 2016 and encodes 671 amino acids. The transcript is spliced from 7 exons. Gene Ontology annotation, molecular function: hydrolase activity, hydrolyzing O-glycosyl compounds. Gene Ontology annotation, biological process: carbohydrate metabolic process. Lineage: Eukaryota; Fungi; Ascomycota; Sordariomycetes; Hypocreales; Bionectriaceae. The record is from RefSeq and is a predicted model, not a curated record.
AUGGCCUCCUCCCGCCGUCACCAGCUAGGUGGCUACCUCCCCAUCGAGGAUUAUGGCAUGAUUGGCAAUAUGCACACUUGUGCACUGGUUGGUAUCGAUGGGAGCAUCGACUACAUGUGCUGGCCCGUAUUCGACUCACCAUCCGUAUUCUGUCGUCUCCUCGACAAGGAUAAGGGCGGCUUCUUCUCAGUCUCUCCUCGCAGGGGCCUCAACUACACCACCAAACAGCAGUAUCUUCCCUACUCGUGUAUUCUACGAACGCGGUACAUCAACGAACAUGGCGCCGUCGACCUCGUUGAUUUCUUCCCUCGACCCAAGAGUGCUCGCGUCAUGAUCAGGGGCCCGUCUUAUAACGCGGGGAACAUGGGCACAUACGGCGAGAUGACCAAUGUUCAGGAAGAGCUCAAGAAGUGGCUCGUCCGGAGGGUUGAAUGCAUCCGCGGGUCCUUGACCAUGGACAUCGAGAUAUUCCCGUCAUUUGGCUACGGCAAAGAGCCCCACACGACCAGACUAUUCUGCGAGGUCCAUAGACCGUCGAGGGGUCAGAGUAAGGUAGCCACCUUCCACAGCAAGCACGCCAAUCUCCAGCUCGACAUAUCCCUAGAUACGGAAAAAGAUGACAACAAUAACGGCAAUGGAAGCCCUGUCAUAUACUUUGAGCGGGCCGAGUACGGCGGAAUUCAGGGGGACGGCUUGGUCGCCCAUGUCGAGAUCCACGAGGGCCAGACCAUCUCCUUCAUCCUGAGAGACGACCGUGACAGCCACACCACACCCAAGAUCACGACCUCAGUGCUCGAUAACCAGCAGCACGACACGCAGAUGUUUUGGUUCAACUUCAUCUCCCAAUCCAAGUACAAAGGACGUUGGCGCGAGGUCGUUUCUCGCAGCCUCAUGACGCUCAAGAUGUUGACAUAUGAGCCCACCGGUGCCAUUAUUGCUGCUCCGACCUUCUCCAUCCCAGAGGACAUUGGCGGCGUGCGCAACUGGGACUACCGGUUCUCGUGGGUCCGCGACUCGAGCUUCACCAUCUACAUCCUCCUGCGCAUGGGCUUCAAGGCCGAGGCAGAAGCUUACAUGCAGUUCAUCAUGGACCGCUUCCUGCACUCGCGCCUGCCGGACGGCGGCAUGCCCAUCAUGUUCACCAUCCACGGCAGCACCGAGGUCCCUGAAUCAACGCUCGAUCACCUCGAGGGGUACCGCGGGAGCAGUCCCGUGCGCAUCGGCAACGGUGCCGCCUUCCACCAGCAGUUUGACAUUUACGGGGAGCUCAUGGACGCUAUCUACCUGUACAACAAGUACGGAACACCCGUGUCGUAUGCUGUGUGGAUGGCUGUGAGGGAGUUGCUAGAACCCGACAUGUCCAUCUGGGAGGUCCGAAACAAGAAGCAGCACUUUACCUAUUCAAAAAUCAUGCUCUGGGUAGCCUUUGACCGCGGCCUCCGACUAGCCGACAAGCGAUGUUUCCCUUGCCCGAACCGCGAAAAGUGGUUGAAGACGAGGGACAGUCUCUACGAUGAGAUAAUGGACAAGGGCUACAACAAGGAGAUGCAGUGCUUCAUCCAGAGUUACGAGAGCAACACAUCCCUCGACUCGUCCAUCCUCAUCGCCCCACUGGUCUUCUUCAUCUCCCCGUGCGACCCGUACUUCAUCAAGACGCUCGACCGUAUCCUCCUACCACCGGAGAAGGGCGGUCUCACCAGCACCGGUCUAGUCUACCGCUACGAUACUAAUCUGACGGAUGAUGGCGUCGGAGGUAAAGAAGGAGCCUUCAGCAUGUGCACAUUCUGGCUCGUCGAGGCCAUGACCCGCGCAGGUGUCCACGACCGCAAGUACCUCGUGCGCGCCAUGAACCUGUUCGAGAACGUCCUGGGCUUCUCGAACCACCUCUCUAUGUUCUCGGAGGAGAUCUCCCGCAGCGGGGAGCAGCUGGGUAACACGCCGCAGGCAUUUAGUCACCUGGCGUUUAUAAGUGCUGCGUUCAACCUAGAUCGAGUGGCGGGUGAUUCUGCGGCAUAA